GUCAGCUUCUGAAAAAAGUACAUAAAUAGCUGUGCAGUGUCUCAAAGUUCACUGUGUUAGAGGUGUUUUAGUCCUUCUUAUUUUCAACUUCUCAGAGUGCUGACUGAACACAGAGAAGAGGGAAGGCAGAGGAAAAGAUUCUGAAUAAUGGGGGCCUCGGUGUCUAUAAGGAACCAAACCCCUUACACUUGGCACUACGAACUUGUCGGCGACGGAGGUGGCAGUGGCACGUUGCAUGGUUGGGGUAGUGUAGAAAGAAAACUCAACUCUAGGUGGAUCCAUUGCUACCUAAAGUUAAGAUAUGACAAUCACAGUAGCAACUCCUUCUCAUAUGAAUUCAACAGUCACAAGCAGGACGGGAGUCAAACAUUCACUAUUAUAGAAACCAGUGGCCGUUCACUUAUUCAGCUACUGUGCGACACAGAGUCUAAUAGUCCAACAUGUCCAAACUAUGGGAAGCAAGAGGAAGACCGUAUCCGUCAGCAGCAGGAGGAGAUGGAGCGGCGAAGACAGGAGGAGCAACGAAGACGACAGCAGGAGGAGAGGAGGCGCCAGGAGCAACUGGAGAGGGAGAGGACGAUCCAGCAAGAAAUCGAAAGGGAGAGCGAACUUUCGGGUAGGAAGGUGUCAAAGGGACGAGAAAAGCUGAGACAGAAGCUGAGUCUAAAAGGACAACAGCGCCAUCACCAGCGUACACAAGUACUACACCAGAUGAUAGAAGAUGACGCUGCAGCAAUCAAAAGGGAUGAGCACGGGGACUUGAAAAAUAAGUUUGAUGAACUUCUGAAGAAAUACAAGAUCACUGAAGACAAAAGCAUGCAAGAGGACAAACUUGAAAACCGAAUGAAAAAUCUUCAGAAUGAACUAACCCUUCAAUACUUUGGAGAGCCUCAACUGUCCAUCUGGUGUCAGUUGACCAUAGAUUGUGCUAUCAGCCAAGGAGAGCAAUCACUCACCGAGCGGUUUAGCAUCCUCACGGCUGUGACAGAGCUAACGUUGACCAACGACUCGGACACAGACAGUAAAGAGGACCAACUACCUGACUGGGACCAGAAGUAUGACUUUCUCAUCAGUCUUCUUGAACAGCUGUACAGCACAAAUCCCACAGUGGCUCAAAAACUUGUUCUGAGCAUUCUUGAUGUGUUCACAGAGGUGUCAGAGAAAAACAAGGGGCUCCUUAGUCAAAUUCUCUUCAACAUGAUCUGGACACCUUCAGAAAUUCUGCUCUUUUUGCGAGGUGUUUCAGGCAUAAACCAAGACUUAGCAACCUCGAUCCUUCAAACAAGCUGGAUCUUCUCUCUACUCUCUCUGCUCUGAAAGAUAAAGACCCUGUCAACUCUCUACAAUGGUAUGCUGAGGCAGAAGGGGACAAGGAUGCCGACACCAUUGUGAAUGAAAUGCAAAAUGAAAAGUACCCAGAGAAAAUAUUGUCCAUAAUGAAGGAAAUUCUAGGAUACAUGACAGAGGAACUUCCAAAACAUGCAAAGGAGGACUUGGAUCAGGUAAAGAUAGAGGAAGCAAAGCAGAUGAUCAAGUCACUGGAUUUUACUAACCCUGACCUUGCUGUUCUCAAGGAGGUCCUAAUAAGGAUGUCUAUUGCUGUGCAAGACUGCUCAACCAUUUACACUCAAAAUGGUAAGAAAAUAGAAGGCUACUUUCCCCGACUCACUCAGUUGGCAUCACUGCUCAUGCUCCUUCUACCAAAGUUAACAGGGAAAAAAGGUAUCCUUCUGGAAAUCGGCACAGGUGAAGGAAAAUCUUGCAUCUUGGCUAUGUUUGCCACCAUCCAGGCUAUCCGUGGCACUAAGGUUGACGUUGUGACCAGUUCUCCAGUCCUUGCUCGCCGAGACCAAGAGGAGUGGAAUAAACUGUAUGACAUGUUUGGUGUCACGUUCUCUGAUGUGCCACCACCACAGAUACAGGGAAGCUCCCCUGAAAGCAGGGAUAGUAGGCUACAGGAAGCUUACAGGAAACAAUUAGUUUACGGAACCGUUGGCAGCUUUGCAGCAGACGCGUUGAGGCAGGAAUUCGAGAAGGACACCACACGUGGGGAGAGGAGGUUCGACAUGGUGAUUGUGGAUGAAGUGGACUACAUGACUUUGGACAAUGUAGUUCAGGUGACGUUUCUGUCCCACGAGGCAAGUGGCCUGAGGCACCUUGGACAAGUCCUUGCUAGCAUAUGGGCCAUGGUAUCUACGUGUCAGCCAAUUGAGAUGGAAGAUACUGGAGAGAUUGAGUGGGCAACUGGAAUCCAGCAUUUUCACAAGGCUGCAAAGUUAGCAGUUAUCGGUCCAGCGACAUCUAAAGAAUUCUCUGAAUUUCACAUUUUGGAAGCCGGAGUGGAGUUGGGUAUCUAUUCAGAUGAAGAUUUUGACAUGUUCAUGCAAGCUCUAGAGAACACAGAAAGAUGAUGCAACGGAGAACAGGAUAACUGUUGAUACAUUCAUGGCCAAAGUUGGAAUUACUCAGCAGUGUGAUCUGCUCACCAUCAUGGAGAAAGCACUGGAGAAUGAUGUGGCCAUUGACUGUUACUCUGUGACAAACAAUAAAGCCGUGCUGGUUGAGGAGAAAAAGUUGCACAACAACCCUGAUAUCCUGGAAAUCAAAAUGCUUCUCUUCGAGAAUGGACGAGCCAGCGAGAUCAUACCUGAAGACAAACUCAUUAAGGCAACUGUCUCUGAGCUGAAGCCUAAAAUCAAAUUUUCUGGCAACUCUCAGUCAAACUCAGAGUUUCUUGUGAUCCCCUCUUCCCUUGAGAAAUACCUUGAGAAUCGGUUACCAGUCUUUGUGGAAAACGCCCUGAAAGCCAUCAUGAUGAUACAAGGCAGAGAGUACAUGAUUGAUCAGACGUUGGAAGCUGUCGGAGACAAGCAUCUCCACCAUGCUAUCAUCCCAGUGGACUUCCAGGCCAGUGGAGUGUUGGAGAAGAACAAACGCUGGGGGGACGGCCUGCAGCAGUUUCUGGAGAUGAAACACCAGCUGGCAACCACUCCUUUGUCCAAUGUGACAAAUUACCUAUCAAAUUUCCAUUACUUUCAAAAGUACCUAACAGGGAAUGGGAUAUUUGGUGUGUCUGGGACAUUAGGGGGCGAUGCCGACAAAGAUUUCCUUGCAAGGCAUUACGAAACAGACAGCUACACAAUUCCAGCUCACCGCCAUAAGGUUGUUGAGCUUCCAGCAAUGCAGGUCAGUGGGCAAGCCCAGUGGAUGGAAAUCCUCUGUAAGACAGCAAUGAGAGUGGCAGACAGUGGUCAGGUUGUCUUGGUCAUAUGUGAGGAUGUCAAGACCGCAAAUGAGCUUCUGAAGAAAAUAGAGAGCGAGAAUCCACAUCCCCGCAUCACAUUAUACACAAUCAGUGAGAAACACAACAUUGAGAGUAUCGAAUUCAGAGGGGGACAUAUAAUCAUAGCCACAAAUCUAGGAGGUCGUGGAACAGAUAUCAAGGUUGAUCAGGAUGUCAACCUAUGUGGUGGCCUCUUCGUCCUCCUGACACAUUACCCUGGCAGUCGCAGAGUGGAGAAACAGGUGUUCGGAAGAACUGGUCGGAAGGGAAACCCGGGCAUGGUCCAGAUGAUCCUCUGUGGGGAUAACCUUGCCCCAGCAUACCAGGGCCAGCCUGUGGAGAUCAUGAGACAAUUGAGAGAGGAGUACGAAGUCCAACGCAUCAAAGAUAUGGAGACAGAUGAGCUUCUCGAAAUAAAAAUUAAAGAGGACCUGUUUGGCACGUUUUGCGAAUUUCUUGACAAGUUUGACGGCAACUUCACAAAACAGGAGAGACUUGACCUGUCGGGAAUGGGGCCGAAUGAUGUCCCUGAGUGUUUUAAAAAUAAUGGCCCUAAGUUUGAUUACCAGCCUGCACUCAAUGCUUUGAAAGAAACAUGGGCAUUGUGGCUUACCCUUCACGAGGAGCACAUCCGUCAGCAUGAAGAUAUCAGUGUUCUUAAAGCAGACCUUCUUGAGCAUCUCACAAAUAGGGACAACAUGACUUAAUACCGAGUCCUGAUGCUAUCUCUAUCUUUACUGGUAAUGACUUAGACGAAGAGACCUCCGAGGCUGGUUCUGGAUCAGCAAACCAUAGCUCAGAGAAGGCUGAGAGUGAAGUGCCCUCUUCAUCAGCUGCUAUGCAGGAGCUCCUCUCUAGGGUUCUGAAAGCUCUGGAUAUUAAUCCAGACCCUAAGAGCAGCCGUGAGAAGAGUGUACAUUCCUCAGUGCCCCAAGUUACAGUGCACCAAUUAACUGUGUCAAACUUGGGCUAAGGUGAACUCAAGGUUCCAUCUGUCAAACCAGUACAAGCUUUGGACCUUCAUGGCUUCACCUGAAGAGUUGGUACUGGACCAGUACCCCGUCAUGGACCCCAUUGUUGCCACAAUGGUACUCCCAGACAAGGAGAUCAUUGGUAGGUCCCCCGCUGUCCUCUGUGACCUCAUCGGGUUGCUGACGACCACUUAAAGGACACCUUCCUGACUUUAGUCAUGGUGGCUCGCCUCAUGAACGCGACCACUCUGCUGCAGGCAUACCUGCACAGUCUGAUAGUUUGCCUGUCCACCGACGGUGACCCUGAGCUGACAGCUGAAAUGUCUCAGGGGUCCACACUCCUCUCCCUCUUAAACACUGAGAUGUCAUGUGCUAAUAGCAAAGCCCUGUCUACGGUCAUCUCGUCACGCAGACAGCGUUGGCUCUCACAGACAAAGAUGUCAUCCUCGGUGAAGAAACACUUUAUGGAGCUCCCUAUCUCCCCAGGCCAAGCUUUUGGUCCUGGUGUGGAUGCCAUUUUGGACCAAACGGCAAAGCUGUGGAAUGACAGAGAGAGCCUGCAGUCUUUCAUGGUUCCCCCUGCCCUGCGUUACCCUACCCAGAGACAAUUGCAGUCUAGACCUCAGCUCUCACCUGCCUCUCUCCGAACCUCCCACAAUCCAGCCACGCCCUGAUCAGCCACGUCAACAGGCUCCGGGUCAGCCACGUCAACAGGCUCCGUGGCGCCACCACCAGCACAGGCAGCGGCAUAACAAGCACCGUCCCUCUACUCCGAAGAAGGAUGGGCCCCCUCAGUCAUCCUGAUGGGUGUGGCCACGCCUUCGGGCCACUUCUCCCAUGUCCAUCGGGCAAAGUGGGAGGAGCUUUUGCUGGAUACAGUAAUACAGGGGUACAGACUCCAGUUCCGAUGCCGGCCAUCACCACCUUUCAGAGGGAUUUGGUCAACUACAACAGCCGACCCCCUGAAAAGAGAAGCUCUCCAACUGGAGAUUGCCUCCCUAAAUGGAGAAGAAUAAAAUCAGACAACUCAAAUCAUCAGUACAGCGCAGUGGAUUCUAUUGAGUAUAUUUCCUAGUAGCCAAGAGGGAUGGCGGCUUUCGCCUCUCCCAUUCAAGAUGCUAUCUUCCUCCUGCAUCCUACAGGCUAUCAGCCCAGGCCACUGGUUCACCACUGUCGACCUAAAAGAUGUCUACUUCCAUGUACUGAUCCACCCGGCUCACAGGAAGUUCCUGUGCUUUCCUGUGCAUUCAACGGCAUAGCAUACGAGUAUCAAAUGUUACCUUUUGGCCUCUCCCUGGCACCAAUACCAUUCACAAAAUGCAUAGAUGACGCUCUAGCACCCCUAUCAAGGGAUGAUGGUACUAAAUAACCUAGACGAUUGGCUAAUCUGUGCUCAGUCACGAGAACAGGCAGCAGCAGACACAACAUCUCUCCUGAAGAUGCCCUGGCCCACGAGUGGCCUAGGAAGAGGCUAUACGUCCUGAUGUAUACGCCCUAUGCCCCCUGAUGUACACAGUCUGUGUCCUGUGGAACUCAGUCCGGCUUUAAACUUACUCUUAAAAGGUGUAAUAGUAGAAUGCACAAGGUGCAAUUUAGAAUGUGGUACUGCAUCAUCAGUUCCUCUUGUCAUGUUAAUCAUUGCAUACCUUAGAGCUAUUUAUAACUUGUCAGAAAUGUCCAGAUCAACUAGCCCAUGUCAGCUAACGUUUUUAUAUACUGAACAAAUAUACUGCUCAAAAAAAUAAAGGGAACACUUAAACAACCCA
Messenger RNA from Salmo salar (Atlantic salmon), 6020 nucleotides. Its product is annotated as protein translocase subunit SecA 2. Gene Ontology annotation, molecular function: ATP binding. Lineage: Eukaryota; Metazoa; Chordata; Actinopteri; Salmoniformes; Salmonidae. Gene Ontology annotation, biological process: protein targeting; intracellular protein transport. The record is from RefSeq and is a predicted model, not a curated record.